CUUUCUCCCUAGCUCAGCUCAGUUCAUAUAUACUUCACCAAAACCUACUCCCCAUAUUCUACUAUGCAAUUCUGAUCUACCUCAUCCAACAACUUUAUUCUAUGCAUGCAUGUACCACUAAUUACUUAAUUAUUAGUGUGCUGUUUUGAUUGUUGUGAUUAAUUGUCAUUAAGAUAGAUCAAAUGAUGUCUCAACAUGGUUCCACCAGAGAUGGUGUUUCCCUCACUCUCAGAGAGCUUCUUCAGACGCCCGCCGGCGAUGGAAACAGCAGCCACAAUGACCACCGCCAUAUUCUUGAGCUGUAUGAUCAUGACCCAUUCCCUAGCUCCCCGUUUCCGUUUGUCCUGUCGUUCCACAAUCUCUACUACGCCGUGAAAGUCCGCCGCCGGGGAGUUAUUAGGACAUCGCCGGAGAACAACGUGAAGGUGCUCCUUGACGGCGUCUCCGGUGAGGCCAGGGAGGGGGAGAUCACGGCGGUUCUCGGAGCAAGCGGGGCCGGGAAAUCGACCCUCAUCGACGCCCUGGCCGGCCGGAUAUCCCGGGGAAGCCUCGGCGGGACGGUGACCAUGAACGGCGAGGUUCUUGAAUCGAAGCUCCUCAAGGCGAUCUCCGCCUACGUCAUGCAAGACGACCUCUUGUUUCCGAUGUUGACCGUCGAGGAAACGCUGAUGUUCGCCGCCGAGUUCCGGCUGCCCCGCACCCUCCCCCACUCCCGGAAGAAGGCAAGAGUCGGAGCACUGAUCGAGCAGCUGGGACUGAAAGCCGCGGCCAGGACUGUGAUCGGCGACGAGGGUCACCGGGGAAUCUCCGGCGGAGAGCGCCGCCGCGUCUCAAUCGGGACCGACAUAAUCCACGACCCCAUCGUCCUCUUCCUCGACGAGCCCACUUCCGGACUCGACUCUACAAGCGCAAACAUGGUGGUCAAAGUCUUGCAGAGAAUCGCAAAGAGUGGGAGCAUUGUGAUCCUGACCGUCCAUCAGCCUAGUUACAGAAUCCUGAGCCUUCUCGACCGUCUGAUCUUUCUCUCAAAAGGCCAGACAGUUUUCAACGGCUCUCCGUCGUCUCUCCCGACAUUCUUCCGAGAAUUCGGGAACCAGAUUCCGAAGAAUGAAAAUGUCUGUGAAUUUGCUCUUGAUUUCAUUAGGGAACUUGAACAAUCCCCUCAGGGAACGAGGAAUCUUGUGGAAUUCAACAAAUCUUGGCAGUCAACUUCACUCUCCAGCAUGGUCAACGCUAACAAUGUUGUCCCAAAACCACCACAUCUUAAAGAAGCCAUAAGGGCAAGCAUUUCAAAGGGUAAACUGGUGACAAACAGUGAUGGCAAUGGGAAUGUCCAGAAAUUCGCCAAUCCGGUUUGGGUGGAAAUGGUGGUUAUAGGGAAACGGUCAAUGGUCAACGCCGUGAGAAUGCCCGAACUCUUCGGGAUGCGGUUCGGGGCGGUUAUAGUGACCGGAGUCAUACUAGCCACCAUCUUCUGGAAGCUGGAUGAUUCCCCAAAAGGGGUUCAGGAGAGGUUAGGGUUCUUCGCUUUCGCCAUGUCCACCACGUUCUACACGUGUGCUGACGCAAUUCCUGUUUUCCUCCAGGAAAGGGACAUUUUCAUGAGGGAAACUUCCCACAACGCCUAUCGUCGAUCUUCGUAUGUCCUCUCUCACUCUAUAAUCUCCCUCCCGUCCCUAGCCUUCCUCUCGAUUGCCUUCGCGACAACCACCUACUGGGCCGUGGGCCUGGCAGGUGGGAUCCCGGGCUUCUUUUUCUUCUUGCUCUUCAUAUUCGCGUCCUUCUGGGCAGGUUCGUCCUUCGUGACGUUCCUGUCUGGGGUGAUCUACAAUGUCAUGGUGGGGUACACUGUGGUCGUGGCGAUCCUCGCCUACUUCGUCCUCUUUAGCGGGUUCUUCUUAAGUAGAGACAGAAUCCCGCCUUACUGGAUAUGGUUCCACUACGCGUCGUUGGUGAAAUACCCCUUCCAAGGGGUUUUGCAAAACGAGUUUGGCGACUCAAAGAGGUGUUUUGUGAAGGGUGUCGAGAUAUUCGAGGGGUCUCCAUUGAAUGGCGUCCCGAAAGAGAUGAAGCUGAAGCUGCUGGAGAAGAUGAGUGAGACGUUGGGGAUGAAUAUUACUGCGUCAACUUGUUUGACCAAUGGGACUGAUAUACUGAAGCAGUCUGGGCUCACUGAUCUUGACAAAUGGAGUUGCCUUUGGGUCACCAUUGCUUGGGGUUUUUUCUUUAGGAUUCUCUUUUACUUUACUUUGUUGGUUGGAAGCAAAAACAAGAGAAAGUAGUUCAAUGGCACAUGGCAAUGACUCAGUCUAGCUAACCAGAAGAUACAUAUUUCAAUCUGAUCUCACUCUUAGCUGCAAAGACAAAAAUAAUAAUAUAUGGAGUAGUCUAAUUAUUAGUGACAUAUAUAUAGCUACCUUGCUCAGUUUGUAAAAUAUUAAUAAAUCAAAACUUUAAUUUAACUUGCUCUUGUUUUAUAGGGGGGCUUAUGAGGAAUCUAUUUGCAUUUAGUUUACAUGUUAUAACUACUUUAUAAAGUGUAAGUUUGUGAGAAAUAUUAAAAUGAAAGUGGAAUAGUGAUCCA
This is a messenger RNA of Cuscuta epithymum, 2584 nucleotides long. The record is from the annotation of a GenBank genome assembly. Lineage: Eukaryota; Viridiplantae; Streptophyta; Magnoliopsida; Solanales; Convolvulaceae.